Molecule: messenger RNA, 622 nt
Organism: Lepus europaeus (European hare)
Lineage: Eukaryota; Metazoa; Chordata; Mammalia; Lagomorpha; Leporidae
Gene: SYCE3
Product: synaptonemal complex central element protein 3
Exons: 2
Coding region: 183-518 (111 amino acids)
Biological process (GO): spermatogenesis; synaptonemal complex assembly; reciprocal meiotic recombination
Cellular component (GO): central element
Source: RefSeq, a predicted model, not a curated record
AGUCAUCCCACAUGCAAGUGGUGUGGACACUUGAGGGGCAGGGUGUGACGUACCCUGUCAUACAGCAAGUGCGGUAUCACCAGGGCUGCCUCAGCAAAUGCCACACAAGGUAGAGUCCACGGAAUGUGGGAGGAAUGCCUGGAGCACUCAGCGCGUUUUGAUGAUCGCAAGUCCUUCCUGGAAUGCUGUCCUUGGGCCAGAUGAGGAGGGCUAGGCACUGCUGCUCAGUUCCCUUCUCAGAGACGAUGACUACAGACACAGAAGAGCCACCUGCUUCUAAAGCAGGGGAUCCUCAAGGCCAUGCUCACCUCCAUUGCAUGCCUUUCAGGAGGAAGUGCCAGUGGGAAAUGUUGCCUUCAGUGCAGGCGACCUGGAUGGCCUAUGACAUGGUGGUGAUGCGCACCAACCCCACGCUGGCAGAGUCCAUGCGCCGGCUGGAAGACGCCUUCCUCAGCUGCAAGGAGGAGAUGGAGAAGAACUGGCAAGAGAUGCUCAAUGAGACCAAGCCCAAGCAGUAGACCCUCCCGGCCCCACAGCCGCCAUCCAUCUGCCUGGUGGAGAGCCGGCGUCCCAGAUGUGCGGUUGUAUCAGAGUGUUAUUUCCCAAUAAACCUAUUUUCAAG